GCCGACGUGACUGCAGAACACGGAAAUGAACUGACGAUAAAAGUUAAGCAAACAGGAGCAAAGGAAAGGAAGUGCUGAAACCCAUCUCGACAUCAGCAAGUUGAAUACAGGCAAAGCAUGGAAGGUUCACGUCUUGAUGAGGUCUUACGUCAUCUUGGGCGCUAUGGCCGCUAUCAAGUCAUAUGCACUAUUCUGAUCGCCACGAUUGGAACAUGGUUCCCUGCCUGGCACUUAAUGGGAAUCAUAUUCACUGCAGACAGCCCACAGGGUUACCAGUGUGUGACCUCCGCAGCGAAUCCGCCACCGAAACCAAGUGCAGUUUUAGCAGAUGUUGUUGAGUCGGUAACGCCUACAUACCAGCAGUGGACGGAGAAUGCAUCCGUUUCCAUGGUAACAAGAAAUAUCUCAAUGGAGGUGAAUGAGUGUGUGCUGCAGGGGACCGAUGAGCCAUGCAGGGAGUGGCAAUAUCUCACAAAGUAUAAUGAAACCACCAUUGUGACUGACUUGAACCUCAUCUGUGACAGGAGUUUCCUCGCCCAGACGGCGCAGUCCAUUUUUCUUGCCGGUUGUCUCGUCGGCUCUUUUCUUUUUGGUUUUCUCUCCGAUGCAUUUGGAAGGAAAAAGAUGCUACUAAUCGGAUGCCUUGCCAAUGGUGUCUUCGGCAUUCUUGUUGCCUUUGUCCAAAAUUAUCCUGGUUUCGUCACACUGUGGUUUCUCAUCGGCUUGUUUACACAGGGCUACAACCAGGUCCAGUUUAUAAUGGUUAUUGAGAUGUUUCCACCAGAGUGCCGAACCCUUAUUGGAAGUCUCAACAACAUGUUCUGGGGUGUCGGAGUGAUCACCGUGACACCGUUCGCAUACAUCUUCAGGAAUUGGCGUCAUAUGCAGCUGGCCAUAUCCAUCCCAUGUCUUGUCGCCAUACCACUUUGGUUCAUUCUAGACGACUCUAUACGAUGGUUAAUAUCCAAAGGUCGCAUCAACGAAGCUACAAACAUUCUAAACAAGAUGGCAAGGUGGAACAGCGUCGAGCCCCCACCCGGUGGGUUUCUGCUAGCUGAGGAUGCUGAAGAAGAAAACAUUGCGCUGAAGGAGAUCGACAAGUCGGAGGUGGCUGCUCCUUCGAUCAAAGAGAAGAAAUCAAUUACAUAUCUUGAUGUUCUUAGGAGUCCUAGACUGCUGUUGAACACAGUGAUAAUUUAUUUCAGUUGGUUUGUCAGUAUGAUGACAUACUACGGAGCAUCCCUAAACAGCGCUCAUCUCGUCGGCAGUAAAUAUGCUAACUUCUUCUUCCUCGGACUCGCUGAGAUUCCAGCAUUCUUUAUCAUCCAUUUCACAAUGACAUGGUGGGGUCGUCGUCCAUCUAUGGGUUUGUUUUUUGUUGUAUCUGGACUGACCAGUAUAGCUACAGCUUUUAUACCAAUGAAGACUGUUGAUGGAGCAGAUUUGACGGUUCCGAUUGUCGUCAUGGCCAUCAUCGCUAAACUCUGCAUUACAUGUGCCUUCUCUAUCAAUUUAAUAUUCUGCUCAGAAAUCUUCCCAACACCCGUCAGAAAUGUUGGAUUUGGAAUCGGAGCCGUUGUGGCCAAUAUUGGGACGGUUGUAGCUCCAUUUAUCUUAUAUUUGGCAAGUUAUGCAUCCUUCCUCCCUCUCACAAUCUUUGGAGCUCUGAGCAUCUCAGCUGCCGUCCUCAUCCCAAUCUUGCCAGAGACGAGAAACAAACCUCUUCCAGAGACAAUAGAAGAUGCAAUACAUCUUGGCAGGACUCCGCCUUGCACGCAGGACAAAGACCAACGAGAAAAAAGUUCCAGCAAGUUGGAAGCUGCUAAUGAUUUGUUGUAGAUCAAAGACAAACCAACAGAAGAGACCACACCCAGCUCUUUGCAGAGACAAAACUUUUCCAAGAAAGAUUUAAAUGUGGGAUCGAUUUAACAAAGAUAGUACACUAACUUACGGCUAGCGUCCAUGAGGUAUUCAAAACUUAAGGUUAUAUACAUGUAGUAGGACGAGUAACUCGUCCUGACUCGAGAUACGACUAGUCUUAACUCUUUGUAAAAUCCACCUGUGGUUCAGUAUACAGUUACUUUCCAAGAUAAACCAAACUCAAUGAGACCUAGCUACAUUUACAAAUCUAGUAAAGCCAAGACAAGUCAAACUGAUUAAAACAUCUCAAGUAGCAAGUCUGAUUCAACCAAUAGACCUUUUCAUCCAAUAAAGAAAAAAUUUUGAAAAGGUGUCCUAUUCACUCAAUGGCAACAUGCAGUUCCAACCAUCGUUUGCUAAAAGGAACCAGACUAUGUACACCCCUCAGCCUCGGUAUGGUUACAUUGAGAUGCAUUGUAGAAAACCAAGAUGGCCCCUUCAAGUUUGACAUGAUAUGACAUUUUUGAUGGCCAGCCUGCUGUUCUACUACCACACACUCGCCAUUAUUGCAUUACAGUACUACAUUUGAAAGAGCAUCUCGGAAAAGUUUCCGUAUGGCGCCACCACUUUUUCAUUCGAAAUAAAAUAAUAUAGUAUCUAAUUUACCUGAUUGAUAUAUCCCUUUUUGUAAAAAUUAGUAAAAAAGUGGUGGCGCCAUACGGAAAGUUAUCCAGCAUCUCAUAUAAACUCUUCAGAAAAAGAUAUUUGCAAAAAAUCGUUUUCGAAAAAGUAAAAAGAAUGGCUAGCAACACGAUAAAGGUAUUAUGAAGUUCAUAAGCAAUGUUUUUAAAAAAUCUGUUAUAAAAAAAGUAGAACAUUUUAGUUUUAAAAACUAAAUAUAGAUGAUGGUGUCCUGAAAUAUUUGUAACAUUGUAAGAUGUUUACAUAAAUGUAUUUGCGUUUCUUGAUUCGUUGUUCAAACAAACAGUUAUAAAGGAUUUAAUACUUUUAAAGCGAUAAAGCAAGCAAUAAAGAUAAGUUGAAAUUUGA
Messenger RNA from Asterias rubens (European starfish), 2910 nucleotides. RefSeq names its product organic cation transporter protein-like. The record is from RefSeq and is a predicted model, not a curated record. Gene Ontology annotation, cellular component: membrane. Lineage: Eukaryota; Metazoa; Echinodermata; Asteroidea; Forcipulatida; Asteriidae. Gene Ontology annotation, molecular function: transmembrane transporter activity. The transcript has 10 exons. Bases 118 to 1839 code for a protein of 573 amino acids. Gene Ontology annotation, biological process: transmembrane transport.